AUGUCGAUGGAUUUGGAUGCCCCUGUCCCCAUGACGGGGAUGCAGGAUGCACCCAUCGCCGCAACUAUCCUCUGUUGCAACUGUGGUGCCCCCAUUGAUGGAACCACUUCUGCCGGCGCGCUGUGUCAGGAUUGUUUGAGACUCAACGUUGACGUCUCUCAAGGUAUCCAGCGCGAGGGAACUCUUCACGCCUGCAGAGAUUGUGAGCGCUGGCUCCAGCCCCCCAACAGCUGGGUCGUUGCCUCCCCCGAAUCGAAGGAACUGCUUGCCGUUUGCUUGCGCCGUCUUCGUGGUCUGUCGAAAGUCCGCAUUAUCGACGCCAGUUUCAUCUGGACCGAGCCCCAUUCUCGCCGUAUCAAGGUCAAAAUCACAAUCCAACAGGAGGCGUUCCAGGGCACAAUUAUUCAGCAGACAUUUGAGGUUGAAUAUGUGGUUGCAUCGCAGCAGUGUGACGAUUGUAAGAAGUCCUAUACGCACAACACAUGGAGAGCCUCCGUCCAAGUUCGACAGAAGGUUCCUCACAAGCGUACUUUCUUGUACCUUGAACAGUUGAUCCUCAAGAAUGGUGCCCACAAGGAUACUGUCAACAUCAAGGAAGCAAAGGAUGGUUUGGACUUUUUCUUUGCUCAGCGAAACCACGCUGAGAAGAUGGUCGACUUCCUGUGCUCCGUCGUUCCCUGCAAGACAAAGAAGUCCCAGGAAUUGAUUUCCAUGGAUAUCCACACUUCUACGAAAUCUUACAAGUUCUCGUUCUCAGUCGAGUUGAUUCCUAUUUGCAAGGAUGACCUUGUCGCACUUCCUAUCAAGCUCGCCCGUCAGCUUGGAAAUAUUUCACCUCUUUCCCUGUGCUACCGCGUCGGAACCUCCGUCAACCUCUUGGACCCGAGCACUCUCCAAACUAGUGAUGUCCCAACUAACACAUACUGGCGAUCUCCGUUCAGGACUCUCGCUGAUGUGACUGAGUUGAAGGAAUUCAUUAUCUUGGAUAUUGAGCCAACUGGCCAUUCCGUUGGCAAAUUCCACUUAGCUGAAGCCACAGUUGCUCGCGCGUCUGAUUUGGGCUCCAAUGAUAUCACAUACUUCACCCGCACACACCUUGGUGGUGUUCUGCAUGUUGGUGACUCUGUGCUCGGUUACCACAUCAGUGGUACUAUGUUUAACGACGAGAACUUUGAGGCUAUUGAGGGUAGCUCUCAGUAUAGCUCGACUGUCCCCGAUGUUAUUCUCGUUAAGAAGUUCUACGCCCGCAAGAAGAAGCCUAAGAACCGUGCUUGGCGUGUUAAGCGUAUGGCUCGCGAGUAUGAAGAUGAGGCCAAUGCAGCUCCUCAGCAGAAAACCCGCCGUGAGGAGCAAGAGGCUAACCGUAUCGAGGAGGACUUUGAGGCCUUCUUGCGAGACAUCGAGGAAGAUCAAGAGCUGCGUCAAACUCUGGACCUUUACAAGGCUCGGAAACAGCGUGCUUCGGGUGAUGCUAUGGACGAGGAUGAAGAUAACGAGAGUGAAGACGAAGUGCCACAGAUUAACAUGGAUGAGCUGCUUGAUGACUUUGAUGAGCUGAACAUGGGUGAUGAAGAAUGA
Molecule: messenger RNA, 1578 nt
Organism: Penicillium malachiteum
Lineage: Eukaryota; Fungi; Ascomycota; Eurotiomycetes; Eurotiales; Aspergillaceae
Product: ribosome-binding protein NMD3
Exons: 4
Coding region: 1-1578 (525 amino acids)
Biological process (GO): ribosomal large subunit export from nucleus
Cellular component (GO): cytoplasm; nucleus
Molecular function (GO): ribosomal large subunit binding
Source: RefSeq, a predicted model, not a curated record